UGAUAGUAUAGCAAACAUAAGAGUUGUUUUUAAUGUUUAAGCGUCAUGUUAUCUGUAAAUGUGAUUGAAAAAUGCAUAAAUUAUACAUAACCGCGAUUUUCAAUAGAAUUAAACGAAAACCGGAUCAGGUGGUUUUAUGUAUGAGUUUCAUUUAGGAAAUUAACAAAACGACGGUGUUAUAUUCUAAUAAGCGAGGUGUUUUUCAUUCGCUAUAUUAUAUUUUAAUUUUUGAAGGGAAAAAAGUGUCAUAAAACGUAAACAAACAGCUAUGGGAGACAACCGGGAGAGUGGAUUUAUAAACAGUGAACCGUGUAUCGCAGAGUUUAUGACCAAUGUCCCUCUCAUUAAUCAGGGACUAGCAAACUCGUCCAUCAAUCUACCGUCUGACGCCGGCUAUUGUCAGUCAUUUAAUGGAGCAUUGCCUAACUCACCUUCACGAGGGGACCUGGCGCUAUCGGGUACGCCCGAGGGUACUGAACACAAUCUUGGGGGCAAAUAUAACGACUAUGCGUGGAUGAAGGAGAAAAAGCCCAUACGAAAAAGUGAUCCUCCGCAAACGGUCCCAGAUAUAGAUUUCUCUCCGACUCCACCUUCUAACAACAAUAAUCAAAACGCCAGCAGUAAUGGUAAUUCCAGCGGAGGUGGAUCCAGACGACUUAGGACUGCUUACACAAACACGCAGCUUCUUGAGCUCGAAAAAGAGUUCCAUUUUAACAAGUACCUAUGUCGACCAAGGCGUAUUGAGAUAGCGGCGUCCCUUGACCUUACUGAACGCCAGGUCAAGGUCUGGUUCCAGAACAGAAGGAUGAAAUACAAAAGACAAACACAGUUACAGAGACAGAAAUCUGAAGCAAGACUUGGUUCAAACAGUUCUUUCCCGGGUAGUCCAAGUUCCUUUGAUGAUGAGCCAAUGGACGACAUGGAGGGAAGAAUAAAGAGUGACUUUGACAGACCAAGUAUCCCUCAUGAUGGAUCUCUAGAAAACGCAGGUAGCGAAAAUGGCUUAUUAGAAAUAGGUCAAGCAAAUGUCAAAAGAGAACAUAGCAUAGGCAAUGUAUUUGAUGAUGAAAAAUUGAAGGAAGAUAUGGAUGACAUGAAAAGAAUUGCUGGAGUAAGAGAUACAAGUCGAAAUGAAAGAAAUGAUUCGGUCACUUCAUAUGAAGAUAGUACAUCGCCUAGUUCAAAUAGGUCAAGCAAUAAUCUGGUCACUGGUGGACCUAAACAAUCUCCAAUUAUGGCAUCUAUGAUGCAAACUCCAGAUGGGGUAUCCCCAUUAUCAUCCCCGGUCGCGAAAUCAGAUGUUAAAUCUUGUGCGAAUUUGGACACGGAUAAUUCUCAAGUGACACAAUUAGGCUCUGACACCGGUCAACGUACUUCCGUUAGUUCCCCAGUUUCAAACAGCACUGCGCAGUUGCAAAUGAUGCAGCAAAGUCAUGUAAACAAAUUCCAGUCAGCGAUAAGUUCUGAAAUGACUCAAUGUGGAUCUAAUCAGGGAAUGUCUAUGGCAAAGCCACGCAUGUCUCCCCGUGAGAAUAUGCCUAAUACAACUGACAGCUUUUAUCAAACCCCCGGUUGUGAAACAAAUUUCCCAGGUGGCGCCAAUCAGUAUUCUGGCAGAGGAAUGGUCAAUGGCUGCUAUACUUCUAUGGACAAUUAUACUCAUAGUUUUCCCGGUGGACCACAAGUCUCGAGAUCUUCAAAAGACAAUUUACCAGAAACUUUUGGACAUCAACAAAUUUCUGGUCACAAAUCUAAUCAGUUAUCUCCGUUGGAAAAACUUAGCGCGUUACAAAACCAACAGAAACGAUAUUCAUACGCAACGGAAAAUAGUCCCCGUAGUGACAAUGGAUAUAAAAGUGGAAAUUUUAACCCCCAAUAUCGUUACACACCCAAUUUUGACAUGAAUUCGAACACCUAUCACCCAGCUAGAGGGUAUAGUGGGUACAAUAAUAGGUUACAUGGUGAUAAUAUAGAUUUACAGGGUUCUAUGUCAAUGGGGGAAUUCGGCGGCAAUAACCCUCAAUUAAAACCUAGUUCUUUCAUAUCGGGUCAGUUAAAUGCCUAUCAAAAUAGUGUUUACUAUGAUGGUAAUUAUGGGGUAGGAUACAACAGCGGUGUCAACCGUACAAUGCCUUCUACGUUAUUAUCACAACAGAACUAUUUAACCUCAACACCGCCACAGCAUGGAUCCAAUAUGGCGGAAAAUAACGGGAAUUUUGAACAAUACAACGGCCCAGAUGGACAAUUUAAUUCAUCAAAUUCGGAAUUUAGUUCAAUUUUUGCUGAAUAUUACAACUAUUCACAGCAAGGGUUCUCCACUUGAUACUUCUAAUAAAAAUGUCAACUAUUUUAACGUAUUCGGUAUAUGUAACAGUCAGUGUCCGUGAAUAGUCCGUAAACAAAAUAAUUAUUAGCCCACCUUUCAAAAUUUAUGUAUUUUUACUGGUAGUUUUUAUAUUUGUCUGUAACUUGUGGUUUUUUCUUAUCAUUGUGCAAGUACAAUAUAUGUUGUGACAAAAAAAUAAGUUAGGAAAAAAUACAAAUAUCUAAUUGAUAUUUUUAUUACAUCAUUUAAACUAAAAUAAUUAUGUUUAUUACUUUAUUUUAAUUUAUUUUCAAAUAAAUUGUUCUGUUAUGUUGUAUUAUUUUUAACAGAUUUAAGUUUUUUUUUUUUCAAAUUUCUGAUUCCAUUUUUAAAAUGUAUUCAUGUUACACUGAAUUUCAUCUUUUCCCAAAAAUUAGUAUACAUAAUAUGGGCAACAUUAAUGCAAAAAACCGACAUAAUUUGCAUUGAAACAAAAUUACCAUAUUUGACCUAUUUUAGUUUAGAUGUAUGUCUUGCAUUUGUGUUCAGUUUUUAAUUUCUUGAAGAAACCAAGCUAAUUUUAUUCCAGCUUUACUUGAAAUUGCAUCAAGGUCUAGAGACGUUUAUUCUAAAAAAGCAUACAUAUUUCUAAAAAUCACAUGUAAUAACACUUAUAGACAAAGUAACAUUAUGUAGACGCUUAGCGAAAUUAAAGAAUUAAUACACUUGAAAUAUUGUUUUAAAAAAGCCAAAAAAAAAAAAAACACAACAACAAACAACACAUCCUUUUCGGAACUGGUGGUUAGGUUUUACUUUGGUGUAAUCAGGGCUACAUUUAAUUUUCGACAAAAUAAUUCAACAAUCUAUUUAUUUAAUUAUAGGAAUUCAUUCUCUGAUGUAUUUUUUCAAGUUAAAGUGUCAUGUUAUUUAGGGUGUAAAAAUAAAAUUCAAUUAAUCAAAACAGAUUUUCAAAUUCGCAGCCCUAAAUAAUAUUUUAUGAAGUGAUAAGUAGAGGUUUGAGAAUCUAAAGUAACAUGAUUUAAAAUGACAUGCACUCCAUUUCGUCUAAAAUGAAAGUCUGUUACAUUGAUAUGUAAUUAAUAUUCAUAUUUAUGAAAUUAAAAAAAAAAAAUGCCAUGAAUGCAAGCAAGCAACAGAAAAAUGUAAUUGACAAAAGAGGAAAUAUUUUUGGGGAUAUUGUUUGAAUAAGCGUCCAAAGUUCGUUUAAUAGUCAGGUAUUAACUUUAAAUUAUGGUUAAUAAGCCAUAUUUUAUUGAAAUAAUUGUCUGUCUGUCUGUUAAUUUUGAAUUGGCCCUCUUUUCAUUUUUUGAAAAAAGUCUUAAAAUAUAAUAUUUCAAUGUCUCAUUUUUUUUCUUCUUGAAUAAGUUUAAAUAAAAAGGUUGUGUCGCUAGAUUUUUUCAUUUUUCGACUUUAUAUUUAUUUAUUGUUUUUAUCCUUAAUUUUUGAUUUAUUUUUUUAACUGAAAGAAAAAUUAUUCUUAAAAUGCUCGAAGCGGAUUAAUCGAUGGGAAAUAUCUUUGAUGUUUUCUCUCGUGCUCUGUAAAUGAUGGUUAUACCCGUGCUCCCAAACAUUAAUAUUUGAUAUAUCAAUAAAUAUGCAUUAAAAUAGCUCUAGAAAAUACAACAACCCCGAAUGCUUUGACAAUCCGUACAACCUCAAAUUCCCAGAGGUAUCUUACGUUUGUAUUUUUUUUAAUUUACUGUUGCAUAUUCUAAUGAUAUGUUUUGUUUUAGUUUGGGUAAAUUAUUUAUUAUUUUACUGAUGAAAAUCGGUAUACUAUUAUCUAGAUGUGUUAAAUGGAAACGUUCAAUAAAAAUUAAAUACGUAUGAAUA
Molecule: messenger RNA, 4159 nt
Organism: Ruditapes philippinarum (Manila clam)
Lineage: Eukaryota; Metazoa; Mollusca; Bivalvia; Venerida; Veneridae
Product: homeotic protein proboscipedia-like
Exons: 3
Coding region: 269-2323 (684 amino acids)
Biological process (GO): regulation of DNA-templated transcription
Molecular function (GO): DNA-binding transcription factor activity, RNA polymerase II-specific; DNA binding
Source: RefSeq, a predicted model, not a curated record